AUGUCGUCCUCUUCUGAUCUCGAUAAGGAGCUCGUUCGUGUAUCCCUUCUUGCUUACGUUGUGAAUCUAUGUUCUCGGACUCGCAUGGAACUACAUUCUCAGCACUAUGGCGAACUUCUAUCUCUCCGACAGACGCAUGCUGAUCUUGAGAAAGGGCGUGGUCAACUGGGAAAUUUAUUGGGGGAGUUGCAGGCUGAGCUAGAUCAUGUAGGGUCAUUGUCAGUCAAUAUAUCUGAGAAGGCCAGUCAGUUAGCCGAGCAGUUGGCUCAAAUCGAAGUGAAAACUGAUCAACCUAUCGAUAUUGAUGAAGUGGUUGAUACAACCGCACCUUUAUACAGACAUUGA
Molecule: messenger RNA, 345 nt
Organism: Protopolystoma xenopodis
Lineage: Eukaryota; Metazoa; Platyhelminthes; Monogenea; Polystomatidea; Polystomatidae
Source: the annotation of a GenBank genome assembly